Pistacia vera is the source of this 1039-nucleotide messenger RNA. Its product is annotated as putative E3 ubiquitin-protein ligase LIN-1. The transcript is spliced from 3 exons. Lineage: Eukaryota; Viridiplantae; Streptophyta; Magnoliopsida; Sapindales; Anacardiaceae. The record is from RefSeq and is a predicted model, not a curated record. The coding region runs from base 1 to 702 and encodes 233 amino acids.
AUGCUGCAGGUAGAACCUCGAAAGUAUAGCAUAUAUAAAGAGGCAGCUGUUGACGCCAUUACAGCGGCCCUGGAUGAAAGCGUAAAGGAUGAGAGUGUGCGAGAGAAGUGUUGCAGAGCCCUCCUUAUCUUGGGAGGGCGCCUAUCUCUUUCGGGAGAAUUGGUGACUGAGAUCUGGAUCCUGAAGCAAGCUGGGUUUAAUGAAUAUGGUUGUGAAGUAAAUUCUCUGAACAAUGAAGAAAACGAUAUACUGGUGCAUGAUUCUAUCGACUUGGAUGAUGAAGAAGAUGCCAUUGAAGAGUGGUUGAGAAACCUGUCAGCAUCACUGCUCGGAAAUGGAAAAAAGUCAUUUCUAGAGACUAUUUCCAAGAGUUUAGGCUCUGGAAACUUGAAUUUGAUCAAGGUAUGCCUUGUUACUGUGGCAUGGUUAAGCAAUGCACUUUCUUUGCAAUCGGAUACCGAAUUCCAGCUCUCUGCCUUCUCAGCCCUAAUCUCUCAGCUGAAAGAAAUCCUUGAACAUGGUGAACAACUUCAGCUCAAGGUCCUUGCUUCAAUGUCUUUGCUCAAUUUCAGCAGAAUCCCAGAAUGCAGGGUCCUAAUGAUGACAAUUGCGGAAGAGAUCAACGUUCCUUUACGAAGUCUAGCUGAAGAAACAUGGACAGCCAAACAGCUAUACGCCAUCAUUUCCCGGGAAGAUCAGUAAUCUAAGAAAAAAGUAACAAUUCUCUCCUUCAACAAUUUGCAACUCUGCAUUCAUAAACUAUUUCUUCUGGUUAACUGCCAUCAACUUCCAGGGUCUCUAGCAGCAUAAAUCAAUGGCCUCGUAAGGUCAUCACUCCAGCAUCAGAUUCCUGUAUAUUUUUCCUGAGCUGCACACUGUAGCCAUAGGACUCAAGAACAUCACCAUGUUAGGUGUUUUACAGCUUCAAAAUUUUGCAUGGUUGCAAAUGUUCAAAGGCUUCUUGACUUGGAUAGCAAGUCACAUUGUAUAAAGAAAUCUGUAUAUAUAAUUUGUUUGUAGUUAUGGAGACCAUUUUUGA